Molecule: messenger RNA, 10398 nt
Organism: Phycodurus eques (leafy seadragon)
Lineage: Eukaryota; Metazoa; Chordata; Actinopteri; Syngnathiformes; Syngnathidae
Product: kelch domain-containing protein 8B-like
Exons: 6
Coding region: 252-1331 (359 amino acids)
Molecular function (GO): protein binding
Source: RefSeq, a predicted model, not a curated record
GUGGGAUUUGUAGUUAAACCAGAAGAUAUUUCUGAGGAAUACAUUCAAGUCCAAAUAGGCUCUUAGCAGGACAGACUGAGGGAAGGACAGAUCCAGAGAAAAGGGGAAAAAAAGAAUACGUGAAGGGCAGAUGGCUUUGCUGCUCACAAACCAACAGCCGGAUGAAUAAAACAUUUAUAUAGGGGGAGGUGUGACAUCUGGGAGAGGGCCCGGUCUGUGAUGGUGUCCCCCUUCCUCUCGAUCCCAGAGAGAUGCCCGUGCAGGAGAUGGCGGCGAGUCCUGUCAAGUCCCUGUACUGGGAGCAGUCCCCCCCCAUGUGCCAGCGCCGAGUCUACUGCACCCCCAUCUACAAUGAAGGCCUGCUCUACGUGCUGGGGGGCUGCAGUGAGACCGGCAUGCCACUGGACAGCGUGGAGGUCCUGGACGUGGAGAGCCAGACGUGGAGCCAGCUGCCGCCACUGCCCACGGCGAGGGCGGGCGCUGCGGGCGUGUCGCUGGGGGGGCAGGUUAUGGUCCUGGGAGGCAUGAAUCAGCUGCAGACCCCGUUGGCUUCAGUGGAAGUUUAUCACCCAGAUGAGGGCAAGUGGGAGCCGAAGGCCAGUCUGGGGCAGCCGUCCAUGGGCAUCACCACUGCGCAGAAAGAUGGCAAGGUGUACGCAUUCGGCGGAAUGGGGGCGGACAUCACACCCCAGGCCGUGGUGAGAGUUUAUGAGGCAGAAAGCGACCAAUGGCAGCCGCUGACCUCAAUGCCGACACCACGAUAUGGAGCCACACCCUUUGUAAAAGGCAACAAAAUCUACAUCAUGGGUGGUCGCCAAGGAAAGAUGCCGGUGACGGCGCUGGAGGCAUUCGACCUGGAGAUGAAGAGCUGGACACGCUACCCGUGCAUUCCGAGCCGGAGGGCCUUUUCCUGCUGUGCAACAAAUGAGCGAAGCCUCUUCAGCCUUGGUGGCCUCCAGCAGCCCGGCCCACACAACUUCUACUCCAGACCUCACUUUGUCAGCACCAUGGAGGAGUAUGAUAUAGAUCAAGGCAUUUGGAUCAAACCCAGUCGAACAUCAAAGAUGCGAGAGAAGAGGGCCGACUUUGUAGCAGGAUGUUUGGGCGGACGGGUCAUUGUGGCUGGUGGUCUCGGCAAUGAGCCAUCACCUUUGGGCUCUGUCGAGAGCUACAACCCGAUAAAGCGUCGUUGGGAGUACGUGGCGCCUAUGCCCACCGCACGCUGCUCGUCUGCACUCCUGCAGACCUCCAGCAUGCUUUUCGUCAUCGGUGGGGUGGCGCAGGGCCCGAGCAAUGCCGUGGAAGCUCUCUGCUUACAGGAAACAGUGUGACACGUGCACAGAGAGCAACGCACACACUGGAGUAAAUGCACGCUGCCGUUGCUAUUUUUGUUGUCGCUUGUGUGGAAAUGGCUGAAAUAUAUUUCCUUGGAUAUAGAGGCUAUCAUCCACACAUACUUUACUACUUUCACACGCGACUGAUGGAUGCCUCUUGAUGGUACACAGAUUCUGAAAGCAUUUCUAAAAGAAAAAAGGCAUUCGGGGACAUUUGCCGACAGAGCUGGACGAAUAAAUACAAGGACAGUCAAGAUUACUGUGACUGAUAAGGAGAGAACACUGACAGCUUGUCUUCCUUGCAGAUGUCAGGGGAAGAUGAAAAAAGAGCAAAAAAUAAACACACACACACACUAUCUGAAGACUUCACAUGCCUUUGAACUCUUGAGCAGUUUUCAGAACAAAAGCAGGGUACUUUUCUGGAUUUUAAAGGAACAUAGGGCCAUAUAUCUGUCACACUCCCCUGCUGCUGCGUCAGCAAUCUGACAUUUUUCUAGUAUUCUCUUUUUUUUUUUCAUAUAAUGAUGUGAUUGUGGGACACUUUAUUUUUGUUCUUUAGUUUUGUUACGGUGUUGUUUAAGUGUUAACAUUCCUGGUAAGUUACUAAAUGUAUGUAUUUAUGAACAAUUGGUUUGGUGGCUGGGUAGUAGAAAGUGUUACAUUUAAAGCGCCAAAAUUUGAAUUUCUUAUAAUUUGAUCAUGUAUGCCGCAGGGGUGUCAAACUCAAAUUCAUGGUGGGCCAAAAUUAAAAAUUGGGACAACGUCACGGGCCUAACUCAAUAUUUAAUGAAAAAUCACUGCGAUGUCCAUGUUUCCCUUCUCUCCAGAAAUGUAGCAUUAAAGUUUAUCAUAUGAAAACAAAUUUAAAUUUUGCUUAAACACUGAAUCUGGAAUAAACAAACUUUAAUAUUAUAAACACGAGAAAUACAAUUUUCGAUAAAAGACAUCAGUGGUAUUUGUUUGUUGUUUUGUAUUUAAAUAGAUAACAUGUAUUCUUCUGUCUUGCCAUCUUCUAUUUAUCUAUCUCCAACUACCUUUCUUUUUGAUGUAAAUCUUUUUUCAAAAGCCAACAACAAACCAACCCCAAAAAAUAAGAAUGUCCUUCAAUAAAAAUAGGAGUUGGAGUUGAUAAAGGGCAUUAAAAAAAAACAUUAAUUCAAUGAUGUUAUAUUCUUUGUUACAGCCAUGUUGCUCCGCACACGAUAAACAGGUCUGUCUUUUACUUUAGUGAACAGACAAUCUGCCUCCCACCUGUCUUGGAAGUUAACGGUUUUCCAUCUUUCGUUUGGCCAUUUUUGGGAAGGGGAAGUGUAAAUUUGCUCGAGGAGACUGGUAGCAUAGUUGCUAACAGCAGCAACAGAAAGGGAAGGGGUGCUCGCCGGUCUAGACUGAUGGGCCAACACACUAGCAAAGCAUUCUGGGAUUUGUAAUAUUAGUGGCGCAUGUGCUAUAUACUGGCAGGCCAGCUCUAAUACACAUUUGAUAUGGUCUUGUGGGCCAAAUAUAAUUACAUCGUGGGCCAAAUUUGGCCCCCGGGCCUGAGUUUGACAUAUAUGAUGUAUGGUGUAAUACCUGAAAUGAUGUGCUCCUUUCUGACUAACAUGAAGCCCAUAACCAAAAAUGUUUUUUUUUUAACUUAAAAAAAAAAACAAAUCUUGAUGAUUGUGUGCCCCCAAAUACCGAAACUUUCCAUGCUACACCACCGAACUCAAGCGUGUUGGAUGUCCAUCCAUGGCCGCCACAACACCACCUGGUGUUGACCACAGUCACUGUGCUUCUUUUUAUCUCCAGCCUUGAGCAGUAAAGUGAUCAAUCGCCGCUGACAUUGUCCGUCACACUGUAGCACACUUUGUUCGUUUGUUUUUGUUUGUAGAUGCUCAAUCACAGCUGCUGCAUCCACUGGACUCCUCAGCCACCAUUACUGACAUGUUUGUUCUGUUUCCUCCAUCCACCACCACCACUGCAACGCAGUGGAUUUAUUACCUCAGCUUGACAUCCAGCACAUUUCGGAUCAAUGGAUAAAUCACCUCAAGGUAAUGUCAGAUGGGCAACCUUUUGAAGCAUAAAAUUGAAUUUAAAGAAUAGGACAAAACACUUGUUGGCAUGUCAUUGUUUGAUGUUUAUGUUGCGUUGGCCAUGCUGUUCUUAGCUUGUACCCAAAACAUCAGCACAAAUGCAAUUGUGCUAACAGGUGUGCAUACCCUGGCAGAAUUUAGAUUUUUAGGCCAUUCUGGGAAUACGAAAUUGGAUCUUUCACUCAUUAGUGGAUGGGUGAAGACAUCAAUUAUCAAAACUUUAUUUAUUUAUUUAUUUGCUCUUUUAAGAUCAUAAUUACAACAGUAAUUCCCGACAUGAUUCUGUUGAAAAGUUGACAGUUUUUAACAUCAAUGACAACUUAAACGUUUUUGUGAUAGUUUCGGUUGAGGUACAGCUGACCAUUCUUCUUUUCAGGUCUCCCCAAAACAUCAGUGAUUCACAUUCAUGUUUCACAGAUGGAAUGUUGUACUUUAAAUCAUAGGCUUUGUUGGCUCCCAUCCAAAUAUAUACCGUAGUCUAUGGUUGUGGCCUUAAAGUUCAAUUUAGGUGCAAUAACUUUGUUUCAGACGUUUUGACGUUUGUUUCUGUGCUGUUUGCUUUGUGGCAAUUUAGUUGUAAUGGCUUUGUUCUAGAGACUUGACCAUGGAGCCCAUUUUUCCUUAAAUGCCUCCCUAGUGUUCAUCAUGAAACAGCCCCACCAGUUUUCUCCAGAGAGUCCUGUAUUUCAGCUGAAAUUAUUUGUGUUUUUUCUUUGUAUCCUGAACAAUUUUACUGGCAGUUGUGGCUGAAAUUUUUGACCGCGGCUUGGUUUCAACAGAAUCUCUCAUUUUCCACUCGGGGAUUUUUUAUUGUCCCAUUGCAAGGACUUUGAAUAAUUAUAUUAUUCAUUAUGAAUGAAAAGCAAACACAAUUGUUUGCUUUUCGAGUGACAUUAGUGACUGUGGCAGCAGUAAAAUGAAAAUAAUGUACAAAACUAUACCAUAAAAUUAUUAUAGAGAAUGUGGCAGAUGUCAGUUAAUACACAUAGGAAUCAAAAUGCGUCCCUGCAUGAUGAUAAAAAUGUAGGUUAGUUGUACCAACUGGCGACCCAAUAAAAACAGAUCCUGAUCUCUAACCUGUGCAAAAAAUUAUGACAUAACCCCCCACCCACCCUCAAAAUUCCAUAAUUUGAAAUGUGAAUUCCUGAGCAACUACGUGGCCAAUUCUGGUAUACAUUUGGUGUAUUUGAUUUUAAUUGAAAUACCUAGAAAAUGCAUGCUGCACACUCUUGUUCAAGCAAAUUUAUCCCACAAAAAAAAUCAUUUUUUAAUUUAUUUCUAAUGGUUUCAUUCACACUGAAAAUGAAAAAGUAAAACUUUAACAAAAUUAAGUCUAACAAAGUUUGUUUUUACACAUCUUUUUAUACGACUAAAGGAUCUAGAUUUUUGGGGGGAACACUGUACACUAUUAGUGGGUGAUAGGGAACAAGUCGUACCAUGAAUAAUUGCCAGGGUUGUAAUUAUGUAACUAUGGAUGCCAAAAGAUGGCGGUAAAGCACUUAAAACAGAAACUAUCAUGAAGCAUCAACACCAUGAAUCUAGCCCCUAUGUGAUCAGGAACCCAUGUUACAUAAAUGACUAUUCAAUAAUGAAAUGAUUCCACACAAACACUUUCACAUGAGGCUCAUCAGUAGUAUUAGCUAGCAUACCAGCCUAAAUAACAUGCCAGCACAAACUGACAUUACAUCACACAUGGGCAAACAAAUUUGCAAACUAGCACUUUGCACAAAUGGUAUGAGUCAUUAAACUCACUUUUGGUACCUACAGUUCACACAAUAAUAUAAAGGAAUAGGCUAAUUUUAACGGCAACGUAGAUUAAAUGGGCCAAUUGUAGCUGCAUCGGGAGAGACUCAAACACAAACUUUCAUUCUGAGCUGCAUUCAAGGACCACCAACAAUAGAGAACAUCUCAAAACCAAUUAAAAAAAAAAAAAAACGUCAAUUAAUUAAACCUAACAACAACAGCAGCACAAAGACUCCAAAACAUGGUGCCAAAGUAAUAUGUUUAUUGCUUUGGCCUGUGGCCAAAAACAGCAAGUAGACAAAUUUUGCAGUGAAUAACAGAGAAUAGGUUCCCAUAACAUUGUGAAUAUGCCAAUUUGCGAAUGCCGUAAUGCGAACAUGUGGGGGUUCACUGCAUAAUUUAAAUAGAUACUAUACUUAACCCAUUUCAGCAAUAGUUUUUCCUGGUCAAGAGUAUAAGCAGUGCCACUAUAAUGACAUUUUUGGGUAACAAGAUCAAUAAAUCUAAACUAAAAACAAGAUGUUCAGAUGACAGACGUAUGCUUCAGAUGUUUGGACCAGCUGCACGCACAAUGAGCUGAUGUGUCAUUUAGUUACUAUUUAUUUGAUGCAUUAAAGCAACUAAUCUUAAUUCAAAAUAAAGAGAAGUCUGUCUGAUCACAGCAUACUAAUUUCAAAAACAUAGAGGGAGAGAAAGAAAACAUGCGUCAGAUGAGUGAAAGAUAAGCCCAGGACCAGAAACACACAAAUGCACACGCUCACUUUUCCUUGGCUGUUGCAGUUUCGAUUUCUGGUCUGCAUCCAGACAGAUCUUAUCUCUUUUGAGGGAUGGUGCCAAUAGACAGUUGGUUAUUUUGGGUGUUCACCAUUUGAUUGUGUUAGGUGCAGGUCACACAGCGCAAAGAGCAUACACACAUAAUGGAUUCGCAUGACAGUGCAAAUGCAUUUUCCACUCAGUUAUGAAAACAGUUCUUUCUACGAACAACUACAGGAAAAAGGCAUGGAUAUAAUCUUGUGAGCUGUGAAGUAAACAAGGUUUUUGUGGUUUUGCCACACUUCGAUAUUGCAUAGGACUGUUGUGUCUUGCUGCUAAAGAAAAAUGAUUUAUUAGAUUUGAUAUAUGUCAUCGGUCCAUCCCCAAUUUUGCAAUUGUGAGGCUGCGACGUGGGCAGUUGUGAGACUGAUCCAUUCUGUCAGUUUGCCAGCACACUGGUGCUUGUGAGCAUUUCUGAGAAAUGUCUGUAAAACCUCAGUAUUUAUUAUUAGGCCAUCUGGAGGUUGGAGAGUGUCAUCUAAUUUCAUCUUGUGUUUUUCUCUGCUCCCCCCCAAAAAUCCCUUCAAAGAAAUCGAAGACUUCUUCACUAGGUUGCCCUAUUUUUCCCUUUUAUUUUUUAACAUAAUCUCUGUCACUCCCUCAUUGAGUCACAGUGGCUCAUGGAUCAGAUGUUCUAUAGGUGCCAGGUUAGUUUCUCACCUCUCACAGCCAGUUGAGGGAUAAGAGCAGGAUGAUUCAGAGCAAGUAGAAGUCAAUUACAUGCUGAACCCUUUUAAACAGGCCACGAGUGGAUGAUGCACAAGCCUGCUUGAAUGUGAAGGCAAAUGCAUUCUUGUUGAAAGCCAAAAUAUAUUGCCAACCUACAUCCCAAGGCACUUUGUAUUUGGAAUACGUUUUGGGUUAGUUUAGUGAUCAAAUUUUCCAACUAUGUGCGUUAAUGAUGUAAAAAUAUCCAUCCAUCCAUUUUCUGAGCCGCUUAUCCUCACAGGGGUCGCGGGCGUGGUGGAGCCUAUCCCAGCUAUCUCUGGGCGAGAGGCGGGGUACAACCUGAACUGGUCGCCAGCCAAUCGCAGGGCACAUACAAACAAACAACCAUCCGCACUCACUUUCACACCUACGGGCAAUUUAGAGUUGUCAAUUAACCAACCAUGCAUGUUUUUGGGAUGUGGGAGGAAAGCGGAGUGCCCGGAGAAAACCCACGCAGGCACGGGGAGAACAUGUAAACUCCACACAGGCGGGGCCGGGGAUUGAACCCUGGUCCUCAGAACUGUGAGGCUGCCUGAUGUAAAAAUAAAUCAGUAAAAACUUUGCACACAGGCUUAGGGUCCAUUGUGCCAAGAAAGUAUCUAUUACAUUUUGGUGCAGAUUUAUUGAAUUUAUCGCUAUUCUAUUCUGCUGAUCCAACAUUAAGUUAAACAAAACAUUAUUCUAUGUACUUUAAUUAUGUAUUUAUUGACAAGUUUUCUUUGUUCUUUAUUUUCUUUUUUCUUCAGAAUUAAAAUCCGAAUUAUUUUUUAUUUAUUUUGUAAGUGCUCUCGGGUGGACCCCUGGGCCCGACCCCGCCUCUCGAUUGAUCGGGUGGGGUCCUCGGCCUCUGCGGUGCAGGCACAGCAAUUACAGGACACUUCUGUCAGUCUGCAUGCAAAACGGUGUCAAUUCACUUGCAUGUGUCCGCACUUAUUGCGACAAAUAACUCAUGAAUAUGCAAAUUGCUUAGGUAUCCCCUCACUCACACUCUCGUCUUAUAGACUUUUAUAAUUUACAUAGUCAAUCCCACCACACUUCAGUUGUACAGCCGGGUUCACGACCCUUGUCCUGGAUGCUUCUUCUCCUGUCCUUGUCCUGUUCUAUCUUGUCCUGUCCUUCCCUCACAGGGACUACACUACAGCACUACAGCCCUGUACAACACUCAUAUCUAAUGUUUCAUUGUUGUAGAUAUGUAAUGAUUUACUUUUCUUAUCGUGUUUACAGUUAGUGCUUUGUCUUUUGUCUUCAUUUCGCUCUCCCCGCUAGAAACUUUUUUCUGUUCAACUGACCGACUCUGAUUCUCAAUAAACAUCAAUUAUAAUACUUAGAAACCACAGCGGCAGCUUAAAAACUCCACGGUGACACAGUAAAACUGUUCCGGCAUAGAAGGGAUACAGAUCCUCCAUUCUGCUUGACCUAACAGCUGAACAGGACAAAAAAAAAAAAAAAAAAAAAAAGUGGUGGGCAAAGUAUGACCUGCAGGCCACAGAGGGCCCACUCCGUUCUUUCUAUCUGCAUUUACUAUUUAUUAUCAGUAGUCCUUUAAUAGUUAUUCAGUUUUAAUUUCAAACCUUUAAUUUAGAAAUUAUUUCCUAAAAUGUCAUUAUUUUUUUCAUUCAACUACCUUAUCAACUCAUUUGGUUAACGAUGUCUGCAAAUAAUAAAACACAAAUAUUACAUUUACAUUGAACAGUAUGUUAUUACAUUUAUUUUUACUAUUUUACAUACAGUUUAUUUAUUUAUUUUAAGUCAUCUUACAAAAGACUUGGCCCAUCUGUCCAUGUUAAAAAUCUUAUAUGGGCCUUGAGCACAAACGUUUGCCUACCCCUGAGAUGAAUGGCGUUCAUGUGAGUGAGUCUUGAAUUAAAAAGCUGAGACAAAGUUGCGUGUAAAUGAACACUGUUCAGUUUGACUCAGAAUUUAAUAUAACCACUGUUGAGUUGUUUAUUAAAGUGAAACCAGUUUGGACACAUGUUUUGGGAAACAAGAGAGCAUAAUUCUGCUCCUGUUGUGAUCUUUCCCAUUCUCUCUCUCUCUUGCUGUACUGUGCUGUUUCCCUAUACGGUGAUUAACAUGAUAGAAACAGGAACAAAUGCUUUGUGGUCUCAGUGAACUAUUGCUGUGUGAUCUGUCUGUGCAAAUGUGAUUACUGCACUGGAUGAAGUGUUCAAAAAAUGAUGAGAUGAAGUGCUGGGAAUUGUGGUCAUUCCCAUAUAAUAUUAAUGAUGUACCUACUGUAUAUCAUGAUGCUUUACCCCCCAUGGACACUUUAUGAUAUACUGUACUGUAGUCAUACAAUGACUAAACAUUUAUGACGACAGUAUAUCACAGUUAAUUAGGACAGGAACUAAAGCAAACACUUCCCCCACACUGAUACCUAGAAAGUGUUCCAUUGAGAAUUAAAUUCAAAAUUGUUUUAAAAGUAAGGCACACUAUUAAAUUAUUGUAGUAUUACUUCAGCUACACACCUUCGCCACUCUGGAUACAUAUACAAACCUCACUAUGUGACGUAUUAAAAAAAAAGAAAAAAAAGUCCCACAAAAAAAGUCCCACUGCAACAAAAACCACUAGCCCUAAUGUCAAGCUCAUGUAUGAGUUUCAUAAUUCUAAAUAUUACCUUAAUUUAACACAAAUAAUAAUCUACACAUUCAUUUUUUUGCACGAAAGGGGACAUAAUUUGAGCAUUUUUUAAAAAUGUUAUCACAGUGGACAUGAUUAAGUGAUUCCUUGUUGUGAAUUUGGAACUUUGGAACAACACCCAAAAUAUUGUUGAUUCAUCAAACUUUAAAUCUUCCACUGAUAAAUUGACUGAGCAGCAGUCAUUCAAAUGUAACAUUCUAAUAUUCUUCCUGAAGUCCAGUUCAGUUCCGUUCAACUCAGCCUCAGUUACUUGCACUUUCAAAGUCCGUAAUUUGCAAUGACUAAAUGAGCAAAACAAAUUACAUUUUAUUUACCUAUCUCCGGUAAUCGCAAAGUUGCAGAAAUAAGAUUGCAGCAGCUGCAUUAUUCAUCUGACAAACAAACUGUAAUAGCAUCAGCAAGAAGCUAGCUUCUCAUAGUUGAAAACAGCUGAGAACACAAAAUGCCCCAUUGUGUGCCAUUAAUGGUAACUGUGCAUCAGCGCUUCAGAUGUACAACCCUAUUAUAACGAUAGUGAUUAACACUAUUUGAUAAUCCCUCUAAGAACAAGGUAAUUGUAUCCAAGUGUUUUUCAAUUGCACAAUAACGUCAAGUAACAAGAUGAUGUAUUAUUGUAUUAUUAUAUCGUAAUAAUGGUGAUCGCAUCAUUUGUAGGUGUUGUGCUUGCCAUAAAAGAUGAAUGUGACUCUUUGUUGUGUUCAAGAUGUAACAGUUAAACUAAGGUAUGUAUUUAAUAGUGCAGUAGUGCAUUAAUCGUCUUGAUGGAUGAAGGUGUCAUGUCCAAAUGGAAGCCUGACACACCCCAUUAACGUGGUUUCUAAACGGGUUUUUGAUCCAUGGAGAGUUAGAUUCAGUCAUAACAUUGAACCACGACAUAACGCACAUGACAUCAAGUCUUGUUCCCUUACUGGUAAUAUAACACACAGACUGCUCCACUGAUUCAAUUGGGAAGGCCUUUGUAUUUCAGUUUGUCACUCAGGUUGAUCAGAAUGAUGAUGAUGAUAAUGAUGAUGAUGAUGAUGUGUCUGGCAGGCUUUGGUUCUCACAGCAGUGCAGUAGUUCAGUGCCUAUGCUAAAUGUGAGGU